AUGUCCAAUUUCCAACCCCCUCCCACCGUCCUACUCCCCCACCUCCCCGCGAAAACCCUCGUCGGUAUAGAUCUAUUGAGCUUCACGUCGACGGAGCAAUUCCACGGAAUCACCGAUUUACCUGCUGGCUGGCAUUUUUUAUACACUGGCACAACUUCGAAUUUCUCGUUGCGGUGCGGGGCGUGGUUCUAUGUUGGCGAUAUUACACACGUCGAGCAUACACAUGCACAGAGCCAGAACGACGCCCACGACCAACAACCCAUUGUGAGAGCGCAGGGGUGGGAGGUGCGGAUUUGGAAGUGGAACGGAGAGACAGAGACCUUACUGCCCAUGCUCAGCAAUACGGAUGAGAAUCGUCUGGAGAUUAUGCGCUCCAAAGCGAAUCUCGGACGGCUGAGGCAGAUGGGGGCUUUGUUUGGGUACAGAUCCGAGCAGGCGCAGGAAGGAGAUAUUAGGCAAAGUGACUGGGGGAAAUUGACGGAUCGGUUGUCGCCGCAAAUCCUGUCAAGGAUAGUGGGUGGUGAAGCGCAUAUUGAUGACGACGGCCGGCCGAGUUGGAGUAUAACCUCCGCGAGCAGUGCGGCGCGAGACGCGGAGCAUAUACCGGGGCUCGGCGCCCAGGAAGCAUCCAACGUAACUGGGAGAUUCGGCAGUGAGAAGGAAGAAAAGGAGUUACAGUUUCUCCCCGUUGAUUUGAAACGGACAUGGCGAGAGGGCGCAAUCGGACGAGAGAGGACCGAAGCGGCGCAGGACAGAUCGUGGGCGUUGGGGGAUUUGAUACAGCGGUAUAAUAAUACAGGGCCAUCGUCGUCAGAUCAAAGACAGGGAGAGAAUCAUAUACUCGGAGAACUGCAGUUUUGUUUCCUGAUGGUGUUGACGCUGAUGAAUUACUCGUGUCUUGAGCAGUGGAAGCGAUUGCUAGGAUUGAUUCUCACCUGUCGGAUGGCGAUUAGAGAACGAGAGGGGUUUUUCAAGGAUGUGCUGGAAUUAUUGCUAUUACAAUUACAGCAUUGUAGAGAUGUUGAAGGGGGUUUGUUUGAGAUGGAUGGAGAUUAUGAUGGGAAUUUUCUGAGGAAAUUAUUGACCGGGUUUCGGCCAUUGAUGAAUGAGGCCUUGGAUGGUGUGGCUGAUUCUGUGGUGAAAAAUCAAAUGGAUGCUCUAGAGCAAUGGGUACGGGCAGAAUACGGAUGGGAGUUGCGCAAGGAAUCAAUAAUGCGUCGAGGUAUGAUGCAGCUUGAAGAUGGUGAGCAGGUGGAAUUGGUAAUGACGGGUGCUGACGAAGAUGAUGAGACUGGCGAGUAUGCUCCUGUGAUUGUUGAUACGGGCGAGGGUGAUGGUACUGCUGCAUCUGACGCAGAUCAUGAUAUAGAGAUCAGCACACCUGUAAAUUAA
Messenger RNA from Talaromyces proteolyticus, 1392 nucleotides. Its product is annotated as AAR2 family protein. The record is from RefSeq and is a predicted model, not a curated record. The transcript has a single exon. The coding region runs from base 1 to 1392 and encodes 463 amino acids. Gene Ontology annotation, biological process: spliceosomal tri-snRNP complex assembly. Lineage: Eukaryota; Fungi; Ascomycota; Eurotiomycetes; Eurotiales; Trichocomaceae.